Symbiodinium natans is the source of this 2253-nucleotide messenger RNA. The record is from the annotation of a GenBank genome assembly. NCBI's taxonomy places the organism in Eukaryota, Dinophyceae, Suessiales, Symbiodiniaceae.
AUGUGGGCCAUGCGCCGUGCUUUCCUUGUAGUUGUCCUGCUGGCGACAGCGAUGGCGCAGUCAAGCUGUGGGACAUCAUAUGUUACCGAGGUCGCCGAGGACAUGGCUGUGCUUCAGACUCGGGGACGCGACCAAAGCAACCAAAGCGACCAACGCGAAGACCUCGGCAGCGAGUCCCUCGGUAAGAGCGCUGAGAGCCUCGCUGAGAGAGCUGAGAUUUUGCCGGGGCAACCUCGGCUGCAAGAGCUCACGCUGGGCAGCGGGCGGAAGGUUCUGCUGCAAGGGGUCGUGCCCUUUGUUGGACAAGGAGGCUUCUUCAUGGCGCUUUUCUUCUGGAGGCAAUCAUUCGAGGCAAUGAAAAGUGCCAGGAUUCACUGUUCAGACCAGCAAGGACGGCACCGGGUGCCAACCCAGAUGUUCGGCCAUCGAGACAAAGACUUAGUCACUUUGCACUGCCCGUGGCCGCAAGCAGAGGCUGCGAAGGGAACAUAUGACAUCCGCCUGGAUGAUGGGGGCCAGAAAAUUGCCGAUGUUCAAGCAUCCUACCAACCCCUGCUAAAGCAGUAUGGCACUAUUGCCUGCAUCAACAACGUUUAUAACGGACAGGUUCACACCCUCAGGCUGGUGCCUGAGUGGAUGGAGUUCCACUUGCUGCACGGCGUGGAUCAUUUCAUCGUAUACACGCAGAACGGCACAGACGUGACAGUGCUGGACUUGUAUGAGCCUUACAUCAAAGCGGGCUUGGCAACAAGGGUCCACCUGAAUACGGACCCGAGAUACGCGAAUGGUUUUGUGACCCAGUCCUGGAUGGCGAACGAUUGUCUUUACCGUGCCAAAGGCCACACACGCUGGCUGAUGCCCACGGUGGAUGCAGAUGAGUAUUUCAGGUUGCGAAAUGACAACACCAGGGGCGACUACUUAAGAACAUUCUGGGACCAGCUUGCGCAAGAGCAAUCGGAGCUGAAGAAUGAGACCGUGAGUACCAUUCUCAUAAAGCGGGUCAACUUCGAGAGGGAGAACAAGCGACCCGAUAUUUCCGUAGUUCAUCGCUAUUCGUUUCCAAUGGGCUGCCCAAAGUACGUGGUCAAGCCCGACUUGGUCAAUGUAAUCGACAUACACUGGCCCACGAGCUAUGUGGGAAAAGCUGUUUCGGUGCACCUCGAUAUAGAACGAGGGUUCUUUGCGCACUACCGCAACUCAUCGACCAGAGCUACCUUCAUCAAAGAAGCGAACGGGAGGAAGCCGGACGUCGUGGAUAAGACCCUCCUGGCGGACGUCAAGGCCGUCAACGUGGCUUUGGAUCGCCGCUUCUCUCAUCGGUGGAGGCAGGUUGCUGCAAAGCUCGAGAAAGGCUCUUCUGAGUCCAUCCUACAGCUCGAGGAGGAGGAUGAUUCCGAGUCUGAGGAUUGCCCUUGCCCGACCAGUUUGGUGGAGGGCGGCAAAUCCGUGACCUGGACUCCCCUGAGGUUGGAGGUUUUGGAGGAUUUUGGUGGCCCGCGCCGCUGUGGCUGGGAGCAAGACUGCCCAAAAGACUACGGGAAGUCCGACAUCGCUUUGAUCUCCAACGCUAAGACCUCUGUUGCCACGUUGAAGGAGCUUCACAAUCAGGCCCUGGCAGCGUGCAACAGCAAGGAGCGCAAAGGCAUCUUGAAGUCUGGCGGAUGGUGCUAUGUCGCCGAGGAUUCCAAGCAGAUGCAAAAGGGAGACUACUCUGAUGCCGACUGGCUCCUGCCACUCUUCCAUGUUGAAUUCGACAAGGGUUUGGCCACCGGCCUGGCCAAUCUGGUGUUGAAAGAUGGGGACUCGGUCACGGAUUGUGGCGCUGGUGUGGGGCAGGCCGGACACAUGCUUCGUGCCCUGCUGCCCAAUCUACAGUAUCGUGGAUAUGAUGGAGCCGGAAAUGCGCAAGAGUUCACCCAGGGUUUCGUGCACUUCGCCGAUCUUUCUUACCCUAUGGAUAUGGCCGUGUCGGAUUGGGUCAUCUCUCUUGAGGUCGGUGAGCACAUUUCGCAUGAAGUCGAGAAGCAGGUCGUUGCCAACCUUCACGCUCACAAUCGCAAGGGGCUGAUUCUGUCGUGGGCACAUCUGAAGCAACGCGGUCACGGCCACGUGAACUGUCACAGCAAGGAGUAUCUCCUCCAGCUCUUUGAAGAACUCGGCUACAAGUACGACGCCCCAGUUUCAGAAAUGUUGCGAGACUCUUCGACAAAACCCUGGUUGAAAGCCAACGUCAUGAUCCUCAGACGGACUUAG